Messenger RNA from Dicrocoelium dendriticum, 659 nucleotides. NCBI's taxonomy places the organism in Eukaryota, Metazoa, Platyhelminthes, Trematoda, Plagiorchiida, Dicrocoeliidae. The record is from the annotation of a GenBank genome assembly.
AUGAGACGGCGUGUUAGCCGCAGUCUCUGCGUGUCCUCGCCGCCUAAAACUGGACCGAUCCGAUCGUCUCCUGUCCGAGGCAGUCGGAGUCGUUCCAAUUCUCGUUUCCGUUUAUUUCACACAACUCCUACAACGUUUCACUUCCAAAACGCUUGCCACCCAGCGCACCGAAUGGGUCACAUAAUUUCGACUUACAGGGAUCCUUCUUCCAUGCCUGAUAUCACUAUCGGCCCUAUUUUUGACCAACAUCAAGGGUUCGCAGGUGAAAGGAAGAAACGCGUUUCCAAGGUAACAGAGGAAGAAAUGAUCGCGGCUGGUCUUAAGCCUCACGAACGGGAUUACUGUGCCCACACCUUGAUAGCUUUCAAGAAGUGCAAGGCAGAAAAUGCACUCGGAGCGUUUGUUUGUUCCCAUCUUCGGCACAUGAACUUGCAAUGCCAUUUGAACGAUCAGCUGCUGCGCAGAAAAGAGUAUGAACGUGAAAGGAGGUUACUGGCUAAGCAAAGAGCGCAUUCAUGAGGUCGUUAUAGUUAAAAGUGAUGAACAUGUAUCUUAGUCCAAUAAAGAAAGAAAUAAGUUACCGAAUUUUUUUGUUCAUCAUGCUGCACCUCGAGCUUUAAUCUUCGCAAGCGCAUUGUGUACGAACAAGUGAUUCUAAU